Juglans regia (Persian walnut) is the source of this 912-nucleotide messenger RNA. RefSeq names its product RNA polymerase II C-terminal domain phosphatase-like 4. Bases 1 to 912 code for a protein of 303 amino acids. The transcript has 5 exons. Lineage: Eukaryota; Viridiplantae; Streptophyta; Magnoliopsida; Fagales; Juglandaceae. Gene Ontology annotation, molecular function: RNA polymerase II CTD heptapeptide repeat phosphatase activity. Gene Ontology annotation, cellular component: nucleus. The record is from RefSeq and is a predicted model, not a curated record.
AUGAAGAAUUUAUUAUGCCAUAAGAAGCUUUGCUUGGUUCUUGAUCUGGACCAUACACUGCUAAAUUUUACACUGCUUAUAGAGAUGACAUCAGAAGAGGAAUAUUUAAAGAUCCAAACAGAUUCACUGCAAGAUGUCUCAAAAGGCAGCCUCCUCAUGUUGGACUUUAUGGAAAUGAUGACCAAGUUAAGGCCCUUUGUUUGCACAUUUUUAAAAGAAGCAAGUGAAAUGUUUGAGAUGUACAUAUACACAAUGGGCGAUCGACCCUAUGCGUUGGAAAUGGCUAAGCUCCUUGAUCCUCAGAGAGAGUACUUCAGCUCUAGGGUGAUUUCACGAGAUGAUAGCACCCAUAAACAUCAAAAGGGUCUUGAUGUUGUGCUGGGGCAAGAAAGUGUUGCUCUCAUUCUUGAUGAUAUGGAAAAUGUAGUGUGGCCAAAGCACAAGGAAAAUUUGAUAUUGAUGAAAAUAUAUCAUUUCUUUGCUUCAAGUUGUCACCGAUAUGGCUUCAGUUGUAAAUCUCUUUUUAAGUUGAAGACUGAUGAACUUGAGACAGACGAAGCACUUACAACUGUUCUUAAAGUUCUUAAGCAAGUCCACAAGAUGUUUUUUUAUGAACUUGAAGAGACUCUUGUUGACAGAGAUGUGAGGAAGGUGAUUAAAUUGAUUAAGAAUGAAGUCCUAAAGGGGUGUAUGCUUGUCUUUAGUCUUGUAUAUCCCACUAGAUUCCAGGCUGAUAAUCACAAUCUCUGGAAGCUGGCAGAGGAUUUGGGAGCUACUUGUUCGACGGAGCUUGAUCCGUCUGUGACACAUGUGAUCUCAACAGAUGCUGGAACAGAGAAAUCUCUUUGGGCAGUGAAACAUAUGAAGUUUUUGGUCCAUCCACGGUGGAUAGAAGCUGCUAAUUAUAUGUGA